This is a messenger RNA of Pseudo-nitzschia multistriata, 1975 nucleotides long. The record is from the annotation of a GenBank genome assembly. NCBI's taxonomy places the organism in Eukaryota, Bacillariophyta, Bacillariophyceae, Bacillariales, Bacillariaceae.
AGCACAGCAAGAAUGAUGCAAUGAUGAAACCGAUGCAGAAAAGUAAACACACGGCACAAAAAAGACUACCUGCAACAUCCUAGAAUCAUUACAGUCGCAUCCUUGACUUCAAUGCUUUGCCUGCAAAAUUAUACGACAAAUUUAAGACAACAACGACCUUAUGACUACUGUACCGGCAGCCACCCAACAAUCGGAAGAAAAGAACGGCAACGCGAAUGACGACGUGACAUCUAGGGAUAGACGCCUUUGCGAGGAAUGUAAUGAAGAAAGUGCAUUAUACCAAUGCCCGGGGUGCUUGAUCCGAACAUGCUCUUUGAAGUGUUGUCAAGCACACAAGAAACGAACAAAAUGCUCCGGAAAACGACCUCGAGGAGCAUAUCUCCCACUUUGCCGCAUGAAUGAUAGCACGCUUCGAAGCGACUACUUUUUCAUGGAAGAAGUUUUAGAUUCUAUACCUCGUGCACGAAAGAUAUCAAAACUUGCCGAGGAAGGCAAAUCAUGUAUGAACCGUAGCAUGCAUGGGAAAAGUUCGAACCUCCAGAAAUCGAUAGCAUCUAUCAAUAAGAAGGCGAAACGAUUGGUCCAACAGGCGCAACGCCGUGGAAUCACUGUGCAGGUGAUGCCUCCAAUUCUUGAAAGGCACAAAAACAACACAUCCUGGUAUUGCGGCCCGCGAGAUCUAAUAAUGUGGAAAGUCGAAGUAGUUCUAGUGCCUACAGAGAGUACAGUUUCGUUUAAUUUGUCAGAAAAGGAGGAGAGUAUUCUGGAUCACAUCGCAAAACACAUUACUGAAUUUCACAAAAAUGACCCAAACAUGCCUACGAAAUUAUCACCACAGAAUUAUCAACUUCUCAUUAAACGGCUUCCGAGUGCAGCAAACAGUCCAAGAUACGCCCGAAUAGAAAAUAACAAAUCUUUGCGUGAAGUAUUGGAGGGCUUCAUGGUAGUCGAGCACCCAACAAUAUACUGCGUGCCUAAUGAGAAAAUGACAGAUUUUCCAAUAGGCACAAAAGAAAUAAUAGAGAGAUCAUGUGAUACUCAUUCUGAAACUGUUUCUGACAACUAUCUUCCAACCUCUGAUUGACUACAUUUGCAGCAGAUGCUACUUUCAGGCUGUAAAAGCCUCGUUAAACUCAUUCGGAAGCUUCAUGUGCUCCACCGUCAAUUUGCUCACCGCUUCAAAACCAAGUUAAAGUUUGAGAUAGCAGUUGCGAAAAUAAAUGAGAAUUGUUAGAACAAGUCGAAUCCAUUACAGAAAGUACAUUACCGCGUGCUGUAGGUGUUGCAUUUGGUUGCGGCCUUUGAAAUUCCCUAGGUAGCCAAAAGAUGGACUCGCGAUGAUGCAUUCUCACCUUUGAAAUUCUUAUGCUCUGCAGAUUGCAUCAACAUAAAUGCAGUCGACUGAGCUGUGGUAACAAAUGCCCCCGCCUGCGACAUUCGCUGAAGUGCGAUCUCUCGAUCAUAAGGCUGUUGGGAACUGAUCCCAUCCGCGAUUAGGUGAACAUCUGUUCCCUCUUCCAAUAAAUCCAAGCAAGUCUGCUGAACGCAAACGUGUGCCUCGAUACCGAAUAGAACAAUCGACUUUUUAUUCAAAUCACUUAGAUGCCGCUUUACUUCUUCCGUGCACAUUGAAAAUCGUUUCUUCUCGAACACCUUGCAACUAAGGAAAUGUUCCUUGUCUGCAAAUGUAUCUUCAACAGUGUUGCCAAAAACUUUUGUGUAUUGUUGAGUGACGACAACAGGGAUGUCCAAAGCCUUUGCCACAGAGGUCAUAUAAUUUGCAGUUCGAAUUAUUGUCUCUCCGCGCCAUGUGAUGGGGCGAAAGCGAUCUUGAAUAUCGCAAAGCAAAAAUAAGGUUUCUUCAGGCUUGAGCUUACCGAUGGAACGGCGUGCCGAAUUCAUUAGACUGGUAUUCAUCAUAGUGGCGCUGAGUGAUAGGUGAUAGUGAGAAAACCAAUAAAUCAUUAACACCAUA